Messenger RNA from Rosa rugosa (rugosa rose), 1212 nucleotides. Its product is annotated as chlorophyll(ide) b reductase NOL, chloroplastic. Lineage: Eukaryota; Viridiplantae; Streptophyta; Magnoliopsida; Rosales; Rosaceae. Gene Ontology annotation, molecular function: oxidoreductase activity. Bases 52 to 1083 code for a protein of 343 amino acids. The transcript is spliced from 13 exons. The record is from RefSeq and is a predicted model, not a curated record.
GUUGAAGGGCAGCUGGUUAGUUUUAUCCGGACUUUGGUGUUGGUGUCAGCAAUGGCCGUCAACGUUUCCACCUCUUCCCCAGCUCUCUUCUCAUCCAAAUCCGACCAUUCCUUGUGUUUUCGUCGGUCCGACCCACACCCCAAUUUCCCAAAAUUCGACCGUUGCAGUUUUCCUCGACAUAACCCUCCAAGACUGAGCAGCUAUGCUACGAAUGCUUCAUUACUAAGAGCCAAAGCCUCUCAGAAUACAAGAGAGCCCAUGCUUCCUCCUUACAAUGUGCUCAUCACCGGUUCAACCAAAGGUAUUGGUUUUGCUCUAGCCAAAGAGUUCCUCAGAGCAGGAGAUAACGUUGUGAUUUGCUCUAGAUCAGCUGAACGAGUUGAAUCUGCUGUUCAGAGCCUUAGAGAAGAUUUUGGCGAGCAGCGUGUGUGGGGUACUAAAUGUGAUGUUAGGGAAGGGAAAGAUGUGAAGGACUUAGUGGCCUUUGCACAAAAGAACCUGAAAUACAUUGAUAUAUGGAUUAAUAAUGCAGGAUCAAAUGCUUAUAGUUAUAAACCCCUGGCAGAGGCUUCAGAUGAAGAUCUUAUUGAAGUUGUCACCACAAAUACACUUGGUUUGAUGAUAUGUUGCCGUGAGGCAAUAAAGAUGAUGUUGGACCAGCCUCGAGGUGGUCAUGUUUUCAACAUCGAUGGAGCUGGUUCUGAUGGAAGACCAACCCCAAGGUUUGCUGCAUAUGGAGCAACAAAGCGUAGUGUGGUGCAUUUGACAAAAUCAUUACAGGCAGAAUUACAGAUGCAAGAUGUCAAGCAAGUCAUAGUGCAUAACUUGUCGCCAGGGAUGGUUACAACUGAUCUUCUCAUGUCUGGUGCAACUACGAAGCAGGCAAAGUUUUUCAUCAAUGUUCUGGCAGAACCAGCUGAAGUGGUUGCCGAGUAUCUUGUUCCAAAUAUAAGAUCCAUCCCUACCAAGGGAUCAAUGAAGCCCACUUACAUCCGUUUCCUAACAGGGAUGAAAGCCUACUCCCAGAUAUUCUCAAGAUUUGCUUUUGGUGCAAGAAGGAACAGAUAUUUGCUCGAAGAUUAAAUAUUACAGUGUAAUUUUUUAUCUGAUCCUUUCCAUCUGAUUUUGUAGUGUAAAUUACAGAGUUUUGUGUAAUAUAAUUUCAAACUUGUGAGGAAUAUAUCUAGUUUGGUGUAUAUUGCUUUACUGGUA